CAGCCUAUUCACAUCCACCUCCCCCUACACCCUCCCCUUCCUCACAGCAGCCCUUUCAGCUCCACACCACGUUUCUGUUCAUCCUUCACCAGCCACCGAACAUCACCUCGUUCCUCCUCCGGGACCAGAUAACGAAUAUCGGGCUUUCUUUAAACCUGUGCAAUCAUGUCCUCAGUGCUCCAAAAGCUUAUCAGCCCUCAGGCCAGCAGCGCCGCUGAGCCUCCCAGGAACAAGGUGACGGUGGUUGGGGUGGGCCAAGUGGGCAUGGCCUGUGCUGUCAGCAUCCUGCUGCGGGACCUGUGUGAUGAGCUGGCUCUGGUCGAUGUGAUGGAGGACCGUCUUAAAGGAGAGAUGAUGGACCUCCAGCACGGCAGCCUUUUCCUCAAAACCUCCAAGAUAGUCGCAGACAAAGACUACGCAGUGACAGCCAACUCUCGCCUAGUCGUGGUGACUGCUGGUGUUCGUCAGCAGGAGGGAGAGAGCCGCCUCAACCUGGUGCAGAGGAACGUUAAUGUCUUCAAGUCCAUCAUCCCUCAGAUUGUCAAGUACAGCCCCAACUGCACAAUCGUUGUGGUCUCCAACCCUGUUGAUGUGCUGACAUAUGUGACCUGGAAGCUGAGCGGUCUGCCGAAGCACCGCGUCCUUGGCAGCGGCACCAAUCUGGAUUCAGCCCGCUUCCGUUACCUGAUGGCUGAACGACUCGGCAUCCAUGCCAGCUCUUUCAACGGCUGGGUGCUGGGUGAGCACGGAGACACCAGCGUGCCCGUGUGGAGCGGUGCAAAUGUGGCCGGAGUCAACCUGCAGAAACUGAACCCUGAUAUCGGCACUGAUGCCGAUAAGGAGCAGUGGAAGGCCACACACAAGGCAGUGGUGGACAGUGCCUACGAGGUGAUCAGGCUGAAGGGAUACACCAACUGGGCCAUCGGCCUGAGCGUGGCUGACCUCACCGAGAGCAUUGUCAAGAAUCUGAGCCGUGUCCAUCCCGUCUCCACCAUGGUCAAGGACAUGUACGGUAUCAGUGAGGAGGUCUUCCUGUCCCUGCCCUGCAUUCUGAACAGCAAUGGUGUGAACAGUGUGGUCAACAUGACCCUCACUGAUGACGAGGUUGCCCAGCUGAAGAAGAGCGCUGACACACUGUGGGGCAUCCAGAAAGACCUCAAGGACCUGUGAACACACCACGUACCACUCCCAUGAUGCACUGAGGCCUGUCCUCGCUCACGCAGUCCUUUCGUAAUCUUGCCCAUUCUUCUAGCUUUGUGUUGCCUUAUUUUGAAGAACGGUACCAGUGUUUUUAAGACCGUCAGGGAACUUUUCAGUUUUACAUCAUGUUCUGCUCACUCCAUGCCAAUCACCGGAUUAUUUGUAGGUCUAAAAAAAUACUGGUAUGCUUUUUUUAAAAAAAAGGCACAUUUGCUUUCUGUCGUGCACUAGGCUUAAGUUACUGUCGGGGUGAUUGUGUUAGCACAUCUAUGCUCACCUUUGUUCCUGUACUGUCUUUGGAUUCCAGAGUGUCAACCAACACAUGCACUUACAAGUCCACACAAAACCCUCAAGGAACAACACACAAAGUGUCACUGCCUGCUUCAACUGCAUUUUCACAUGUUGUUUUAAUUUAGAGCAGGGAGUCAUUGAGCAAAAUAAUCGACAAAGCCAAAGGACAGCCUUCCCCUGAAGUUGCUUCUCUGCAGCAGACAAAUCAUCGCAUACUUGGGUCUAGAUGGGAAAUCUUUCUUUCUUCUGUGCUGUCAAAGUGAGGUGCAGUAGCAGUGGAAGCAUGUAGGUAUCCAACUGGGACUGAUUUUUAGAUACGAGUUGUGAUUUUUCUGGCCUUGUGUCGUAAACAGCAGUGUGUGACUUAAUAAAACUAAACCUCCUGAA
This is a messenger RNA of Oreochromis niloticus (Nile tilapia), 1878 nucleotides long. RefSeq names its product lactate dehydrogenase Ba (gene ldhba). Gene Ontology annotation, biological process: lactate metabolic process; pyruvate metabolic process. The coding region runs from base 166 to 1170 and encodes 334 amino acids. The transcript has 8 exons. Gene Ontology annotation, molecular function: L-lactate dehydrogenase (NAD+) activity. The record is from RefSeq and is a predicted model, not a curated record. Gene Ontology annotation, cellular component: cytoplasm. NCBI's taxonomy places the organism in Eukaryota, Metazoa, Chordata, Actinopteri, Cichliformes, Cichlidae.